Molecule: messenger RNA, 1229 nt
Organism: Prosopis cineraria
Lineage: Eukaryota; Viridiplantae; Streptophyta; Magnoliopsida; Fabales; Fabaceae
Product: protein MIZU-KUSSEI 1
Exons: 1
Coding region: 196-1044 (282 amino acids)
Biological process (GO): hydrotropism
Source: RefSeq, a predicted model, not a curated record
AAGCCUCCGUAGCUUCCCUUUAUAUUCCUCGCUCAACCAACACUAUCAUCACCCUGUCGGCUCCUUUACCCCCGCUUCUCUCUGUUCAUUUGCCAUCCUUGAAUCAUACUCCUCCCACUUCUUCUCUCCCUGUAUCAAGCCCUCGUCUCUGUUUCGCUCCAUCACUCUCUCCCUCUCUGUCCCUCUUUCUCCGCCAUGAAACAGCAAGACUACACUUUCCAGAGAAGCGCCAGCGCCAGCGCCCUUGCAACCAGAAUCAGCAGCAGAAGAAUCACUCCUUCUAAUAUUCAUCACAACACUCUUCGUCCUUCCGAUCCCGACGACUUCUCCGUCUCCGAUAACCUCCUCGCGCGCAGAGGCUCUUCUCCUUCUGUCUCUUUCCGCCAUGAUAACCCCAGGUCUCAGACCAGGCUCUCCUCUCUCCUCCGCACUUUCCUCAACAUCUUCACCUUCCCCGCCAUCAUCCCCACCUGUAAAUGGCUCGCCGUUCCUUCCCACCUCUCCGUGACCCCUUCCCUCGGACGCAAAGUCACCGGAACCCUCUUCGGCCAUCGCCGCGGCCACGUCUCCUUCGCCGUCCAGCUCGAACCCCGGUCGGAGCCCCUUUUACUGCUCGAGCUCGCUAUGUCUACUUCUUCUCUGGUCAAGGAGAUGUCGUCCGGUCUGGUCCGGAUCGCCCUGGAGUGCGAUAAGCUUCAGGCCACGGCCCAGGCCGGAGGCCGGUCCAGGAAGCUGUUCCAGGAGCCGAAUUGGGUCAUGUACUGUAACGGGAGGAAGUGCGGGUAUGCGGUGUCUCGCGGGUGCGGGGAAUCCGACUGGCACGUGCUGAGCACGGUGCAGAGCGUGUCGGUCGGAGCCGGGGUGAUUCCGGUGGUGGAGGACGGGAUCUCGAGGAAAGGUGGCGGCGGGUCAGAGGGCGAGUUGCUGUACAUGAGAGCGAGGUUUGAACGAGUUGUGGGAAGUCGUGACUCGGAGGCAUUUUAUAUGUUGAAUCCCGAUGGCAACGGAGGGCCUGAACUUAGUAUUUUUCUGUUGAGAAUAUGAAAGCAAAGUUUGUUCGGAAUAGGUUAAGAUAAAUAAUUGUAAUGUUGAAGUAAUGUUUAGGAUUGCCAGUUUGGUGUUUUAUUCUUCUUCUUCCUCGUCUUUUUUUUUUUUUAAAGCUUUGCUUUCUUCGUACAAAAUCACGAGAUAUAUAUAUAUAUAUAUGUGAUUUAUUUAUUAGAUAUUUA